Messenger RNA from Xiphophorus hellerii (green swordtail), 2400 nucleotides. RefSeq names its product protein phosphatase 4, regulatory subunit 2b (gene ppp4r2b). The coding region runs from base 114 to 1373 and encodes 419 amino acids. Lineage: Eukaryota; Metazoa; Chordata; Actinopteri; Cyprinodontiformes; Poeciliidae. Gene Ontology annotation, cellular component: cytoplasm; nucleus; protein phosphatase 4 complex. Gene Ontology annotation, molecular function: protein phosphatase regulator activity. The transcript has 9 exons. The record is from RefSeq and is a predicted model, not a curated record.
CGCCAUAUUAAAAUGCUCCCUCCUGUCUGCCUGUGAGCUUGUAGCUUAGCAGCAGCGGCUAGCCACCACUCUGCCUUUUACAUCCUCAAGCCUGACAAGAGGGCAACGACGUGAUGGAAAUUGACUCGCUUGAAGAGGCGCUCAGAGAUUUUGAUAAGAAAGCGAAGAAGGAGCCUACCCCCCUUUUGGAACAAUUUUUAUGCCAUGUUGCCAAGACUGGACAGACCAUGGUUCCAUGGUCACAAUUCAAGAACUACUUCCUGUUUAAAUUGGAAAAUGUGAUGGAUGACUUCAAAGCCUCCGCACCUGAGCAAAGAGCUUCGGCGAACCCAAACGUGGAGUCGGUUCCGUUUGAGGAUAUGAAGGAGAGAAUCUUGAAGAUAGUGAAGGGAUACAAUGGAAUCCCCUUCACAAUCCAGCGAUUGUGCGAGCUGCUCACAGAGCCCAAAAGGAACUACACUGGAACAGAUAAGUUCCUUCGAGGCGUGGAGAAGAAUGUGUUGGUGGUAAGCUGUGUCCAUCCAACUUCAGAGAAAAACGGAUGCAGCACUGUUAACCGAAUGAAUGGAGUGAUGCUUCCAGGAAAUGCAUCUGCUUUUAUAGAGAGGAAAGUAAACGGUCCAGGAACCCCUCGACCGUUGAACAGACCAAAGGUGUCACUGGCCAACUCACUAGCAGCCAAUGGUCUACCAGACAGCACAGACAACAAAGACCUCAACACAGAGCAAGAUGACAACCAAGACACCAGCAACAUUUUGCCUUCAGAAGGCUCCCCGGGGAGCGCUGUGAAGAACAAACACUCGGACGAAGAGGAGGAGGAAGAGGACAUGGAGGCUGAACACCAAGAGGUGAAGAGACUGAAGUUCUGUAAAGACGAGGAGGAAGAAGAGCAGGAAGUGGAGACGCCGAGGUCCUCAGACAGCAGCCACCACUCUAAAGAAGCAGAAGCCAUGGUUCAAGAGGAAGAGGAGGAGGAGGAGGAGAAGAAGGAGGCGUUCAGCACUGAAGCUGCCACUGAGGAGCUAGAACCAACUAGCGGCACAGUGUCUGAGAGUUGCGAAGGAUCCAAGCAGGAUGGGAGUGAUCCGGCUGAGAGGGAGGUACCAUGCGCUUCAGAAGAGGAGGGUAGCGACAUGGACCAGACAGACCAGCAGGCCCCCACUAGCGUCCAGGAGAACCAGGAGAGCAGCCGGGACGGAGAGGAGAGAAGCAGCGACCCGGUCAUCAGCAGAAGCAGCAGCAGUACAGAGGAGGGGGCAGAGGCAGCCCAAGAGGAGGCCGCUGUCGCUCCCUCCUUCAGUACAACUGAACCUCCUACAGAGGGCGCCACCUUAAACACUGAGACCACCGAGGAGCCUAUGGAGCAGGAUUAGACUGAAGGCCCCCCCUUCUUCCUGCAGUCGCAUGUGACCGUAAACCAGCUCGUUCUUUCCAUCAGUGGUCGCCAAGACGACAGAUGAACACCUCGCCCCGUCUCUGGACACUCCUCCAAAAUAGCUACUAUUUUGGAGGAGUGCAUUUUCUGGGCUCCAGAAAAUAUUUUUUCUUUUUAUUGGAAUAUUUUACAGGUUUUUGUUUUAAAAUCCAGCAGGGUUGAUUUUAUUAGCCUUGGAAUUUUUUUCCUCUAAUUAUUUUGAUGAUCAGUGAGUUUAUUUUGACCUCUGUGGUUUAUAGCUCAAGUUUUGGACCAUUUACUCCAACUUGUAACAGGAAGUAACAUGCCAUUCUACAGACUAUUAUCAUUUAGGAGACUUUUCAUAAGAAGUAAAACCACUUCUGAGUUUUUAAGUGUUGAUUUAUCUUUAAUCCACCAGGCUCCAUCAGCUCCAUCAAUUUUACAAUUGAUUUCUCAGUUCCUGUGAGAUGAGAAGCUUUUAUUUUUACCACUUGCUAUCCUCAUAUUUGAAGCGUCUUUCCACAGUGAUACACUACCAGUCCCACUGAACUAUACAGACAUGCUCCCUUUUGUAGUAGCAUCCUCUGUAAACUGACGUUUUCUUGGAUGCAUACAACCAUAAUUUAUUAUGAUUUCAGUUCACUGACUUCUUCUGGAGUACGUUUUUGGGGGUGUUUUUUGUCUGCCGGUUGUAGUUCCUGAAAAAACCAGCUGUAAGUACAAAGAUGGAGCGCUUUCUUUGUAUCGUGAUGUCACCACGUUGUUUCACCGACUGACCGAUAUCCAGUUUUUGGUUACAGUUCUACACCUGUUUCUGCAGCUGUACUUUUUUGAUAUUUAGAAUUUUAAAUUUCUGUAAAGUAGAUUUUUUUGUAGAUUGUAAUACAGUAUGUGUUCACUGCCUUUGUGAAACAAUAUAUUAUUGUAUAAUUUCUGUGUAUACUCUGAAUGCUUUUGCUUUCAGCGCGGUAUUCAGAAAUAGCAAUAAAUGUUAACAUUUUUAA